Molecule: messenger RNA, 1718 nt
Organism: Aspergillus wentii DTO 134E9
Lineage: Eukaryota; Fungi; Ascomycota; Eurotiomycetes; Eurotiales; Aspergillaceae
Exons: 2
Coding region: 257-1654 (465 amino acids)
Source: RefSeq, a predicted model, not a curated record
AGUACUAUCCUGUAACUUCGAGUCAUAUUAUUUCCGAUAAUUAUGAUGGAUUCCAUCCAAAUUGCAAACUGUCUCUCCUUGGUGCUGCAGCAAUACCACACUGUGCCAGCAAGGGGUGCGCGUAUGCAGUCACUAUUUCCGUUCCGGGCUAUAGACCUCUGCUGCCUGUCCUGCUGCUGCCUACGAACCAAAGAUAUCCGAUGGCUGGAAAUAUUAAAGAUCGCACAUCCUGGUCUGAUGUGUACCAUACAGCGCAAUGAAUCAUUUACCAAGUGAGCUACUCUUAUGUAUUGGGCAACAUAUCGAUCACGUGCCCACGAUUCGUGCGUUGGUUGAGUGCUGCCAUCGAUUCCAGUCUCUAUUCGAACCUCUCCUCUAUUCAUUGAUUGGAAAUUUUAGAUUUGGCUUCUUUAGGGGGGAACGAGAGAUCGCUCUGAUUAAGCACCUGUGCCGUCGUCCCGACCUGGCGCAGCACGUCAGGCAUAUUCAUUUCUCUUGGAAUUGUUGCGAGUGUUUAGAGGAAUUUGACCCAGAGGUGGGCGAGUUCCGCGGUAGCCCCUUGGUUGAACAGAUGUUGGAAGAGCUAUUCGAGACGAAGAACGAGCAAUGCCAAUGGAGGAUGCAUCUCCGGAAUCUCUGCGAAGAGGCCUGGCUAGCGGUGCUACUCACUCGCUUGAGCCGCUUGGAAAGCAUCGCAUUCGACCACGAUGGACCUGCAGAUCUGAUGUCGACAAUUCUGGAUAAAGCAGGACUGCGCCAGCGACCGUUUCAUCAGGCCGUUCCAUUCCCACGCCUUCAAACAGUCGCACUCGACUGCAACCACACGUGCACCAGCGGAGAUGCAGGCACAUAUUCGGAUUUCUCACCUGGCCUGUUUCAUCUCCCAUCUGUGCGCAGGAUCCAAGGCGAGAGACUGAUCGAGUGCACCGAGAAUAUGGAAGAUGCAAGACAGUCGGACCUGGAUGGAGUCAAAAACCCCGACUGCCCAGUCAGGGAAAUUGUGCUGUCACAGGCACCCGAUUGCUAUGGAAUGCGCGAUUGGAUUGCAGCAUGUAGCAAGCUCGAGCGUUUCGAGGUUGGCAUAGGAGCCAUGAGAUAUGGAUCCAAUGAUUAUACAUUCAAUGCCAGUCGAUUUCGUGAAUGCCUUUUACCAUCCAAAGAAACUCUCAAGACACUGUGCAUCGGAUUCGAUUCGGACUAUCAUAAUCAUCGUUAUCAUCGCGAUGAUUCUCCCGAUGUGUAUAUUUCCGAAAUCACUGACGAUCUUCCAUUUGGCUCCUUCAAAGCAUUCCACGUCCUAGAGCAUCUGUCUAUGCGACAUCCAAACCUUGUGAAGCUCCCAGAAUCAAGUUCACAUUUUCAGGAGAAUGCACAUAACCAGGAACCACCAUCUAUCAUCGAUCAACUGCCCCAAUCGCUCAAAUCGCUCGAAAUCACAGAGAUUGGGUGGGAAUUUGUUCCAGUUUUGAUAUCCGGCCUUGGGGAGCUAAUCAAAUUCCGCGGAGAGUUGAUGCCUCGUCUGGAACGGAUUGGCCUCUUUUUCCUGGAUGAACAAGCGUUGAAAUUAGCAAAGAGCUCUAUUGAUCGUCUCAGACUGGUAGCUGGGAGAAUCGGGGUCUGCUUGACGGGUCAAGUGCGAUCAAUCAAAUACUAGGCUUCAGAUUCAAUCCAGUUAUCCACGGCUGAGUCCUGGUUAAUACAAAGUAGCCAGAGCAAGA